Molecule: messenger RNA, 1243 nt
Organism: Oryza brachyantha (malo sina)
Lineage: Eukaryota; Viridiplantae; Streptophyta; Magnoliopsida; Poales; Poaceae
Product: peroxidase N-like
Exons: 4
Coding region: 40-1026 (328 amino acids)
Biological process (GO): hydrogen peroxide catabolic process; response to oxidative stress
Molecular function (GO): heme binding; peroxidase activity
Source: RefSeq, a predicted model, not a curated record
GCAAGCAGCAAAAGAACAGAGCAGUAAGUUCAGUAAGAGAUGGAAAUGGAAUACUCCUACAGUUGCAGUUUCAUGCUUGUAUGCUCAGUUCUUGUGCUGUGUGCUAGUACUCGGUGUGUGAGAUGCCAGCUAUCUGACGAUUUCUAUGACUACACAUGUCCUCAUGUGUACAACAUUGUGCAGCACCAUGUUUAUUCUGCCAUGAGAACUGAGAUGAGGAUGGGUGCCUCCCUCCUCAGGCUCCAUUUCCAUGACUGCUUUGUCAAUGGUUGUGAUGGUUCCAUCCUUCUGGAUGGUGAUGACGGCGAGAAAUUUGCGAUUCCCAACAAGAACUCUGUCAGAGGGUACGAAGUCAUUGACGCGAUAAAGGAAGAUCUCGAGAACAUCUGCCCUGAAGUGGUUUCCUGCGCCGACAUUGUAGCUCUUGCAGCUGGCUAUGGAGUACUAUUUAGUGGAGGUCCUUACUACGACGUUCUUCUGGGUAGGAGGGAUGGCCUCCUAGCAAAUCAGUCAGGAGCCAACAAUGGUCUACCUUCGCCGUUCGAAAACAUCACUUCCAUCAUAGGAAAGUUCGGCGAUGUCGGCCUUGACACAACUGAUGUUGUUGUCCUAUCAGGAGCUCACACGAUUGGACGAGCACGGUGCAAGCUGUUCAGCAACCGAUUGUCAACCACUUCAAGCUCAGCCGACCCGACGCUGGACGCCACCAUGGCUGCCAACCUCCAGAGCCUCUGCAACGGCGGCGAUGGCAACCAGACGACGGCGCUGGACAUCACCUCCGCCGACGUGUUCGACAACCGCUACUACCAGAACCUCCUCAACCAGAGGGGCCUUCUGUCCUCCGACCAGGGCCUCUUCUCCAGCGUCGACGGCGUCGCCAACACCAAGGACCUGGUGCAGACUUACAGCGCCAAUGGCCAUAGAUUCUUCUGGGAUUUUGCAAGAUCCAUGGUGAAGAUGGGCAACAUCAGCCCACUGACCGGCGACGACGGACAGAUUCGCAAGAACUGCAGGGCUGUCAACUGAGCUUCAGGCUUGAAAAGAUCAUACCUUUGUUGUACUUUUCAGAAGGCGAUGCGAUUGAGAUGUUAAGAGUGUCAUAUAUGUGUGUGAAUUGUGAUGUUACAUGCUUGAACAAGCACAAGUAAUAACAAUCGAUCUAGCUUGAUUUCAUCCAUUGGAAAGACAGAAUGAGUCCAAUUAAAUUGAGUGGGUCAUAUUAUCACAUCAUUCUGCAGUGUGA